CCGCCGGCCCGGAGCGGGACGGACGUUUCCCGGGCCGGGCCGCGGCCCUAAGCCCCGCCCCGUGGAGGCCCAGCUUCGCUCUGCUCCGCCCCAGGUCCGCUCCCCGGUGUAGGCCCCGCCCCCGGUUCCGGCAGCCUCCCGCCGGCGCGGGCGUCCCGUCCCAGCCCCCCAGCUCGCUGAGAUGCCAUGGUGCCGAAGCCGCCGCCGCUGUCGCCGCCUCUUUGCACGCUGCCGCCGGGCCCGGGGCCCGCGCGCUUUGUGUGCUACUGCGAGGAGGAGGGAAUUGGGGCCAAGGCCCAAGGCGGCUUCAAUCUCUAUGUGACAGACGCCGCGGAACUUUGGAGCACCUGCUUCACGCCGGACAGCCUGGCGGCCCUCAAAGCCCGUUUUGGCCUGAGUGCAGCUGAGGACAUCACCCAUAGGUUCAGGGCAGCCUGUAAGCAGCAAGCCGUGACUUUCACCCUGCGUGAAGACGGAGCAUCCUUGACCCUGUCAGGGGGGCCCUUGGCACUGGACUUGAAUCUCUCCAAGGUGCCAGGCCCAGAGGCAGCCUCCAGGCUGCAGGCACUGACACUGGGCCUGGCAGAGCGCGUAUGCAGCUUGGAGCGGUGGCUGACAGCUGCAGAGGGGACAGCUGCCAGCCCCAGGAAGAACCCUCGGCUGGUGGAGCCUCAGCAGUUCUUACCAGACCCAGAUCCUCAGAGAGGCGGCCCUGGACCUGGGGUCAGAAGGCGGUGUCCGGGAGAGUCCCUCAUCAACCCUGGCUUCAAGAGUAAGAAACCAGCCAGUGGUGUAGAUUUUGAUGACCUCUGACCGUGCAGCAAAAGGUGAUCUUGCUCGGAGUUGGCCUGUGAGUGGAGGGGCAGCCCCUGAGACCCCAGAACAUCCUGCUGCCCCGUGGAAACACACCUUGAGCCCCUUCCCCAUUAAAUAAAUGGCUUCCUCAGGCAGA
Messenger RNA from Hipposideros armiger (great roundleaf bat), 952 nucleotides. RefSeq names its product PAXX non-homologous end joining factor (gene PAXX). The record is from RefSeq and is a predicted model, not a curated record. The transcript has 7 exons. Gene Ontology annotation, molecular function: molecular adaptor activity. NCBI's taxonomy places the organism in Eukaryota, Metazoa, Chordata, Mammalia, Chiroptera, Hipposideridae. The coding region runs from base 187 to 813 and encodes 208 amino acids. Gene Ontology annotation, biological process: double-strand break repair via nonhomologous end joining. Gene Ontology annotation, cellular component: site of double-strand break; nonhomologous end joining complex; nucleus.